GGCGAACGUUAUCCGUCUCGUUGACCCCGUCGUGGCGAACGUUAUCCGUCUCGUUGACCCCGUCGUGGCGAACGUUAUCCGUCUCGUUGAUCCCGUCGUGGCGAACGUUAUCCGUCUCGUUGACCCCGUCGUGGCGAACAUUAUCCGUCUCGUUGACCGCGUCGUAUUUAACGUUUUCCGUCUCGUUGACCCCGUCGUGGCGACCGUUAUCCGUCUCGUUGACCCCGUCGUGGCGAACGUUAUCCGUCUCGUUGACCCCGUCGUGGCGAACGUCAUCCGUCUCGUUGACCCCGUCGUGGCGAACGUUUUCCGUCUCGUUUAUCCCGUCGUGGCGAACGUUCUCCGUCUCGUUAUACCCGUCGUGACGAACGUUAUCCGUCUCGUUGACCCCGUCGUGGCGACCGUUAUCCGUCUCGUUGACCCCGUCGUGGCGAACGUUAUCCGUCUCGUUGACCCCGUCGUGGCGAACGUUAUCCGUCUCGUUGACCCCGUCGUAGCGAACGUUUUCCGUCUCGUUUAUCCCGUCGUAGCGAACGUUUUCCGUCUCGUUAUACCCCUCGUGACGAACGUUAUCCGUCUCGUUGACCCCGUCGUGGCGAACGUUAUCCGUCUCGUUGACCCCGUCGUGGCGAACGUUAUCCGUCUCGUUGAUCCCGUCGUGGCGAACGUUAUCCGUCUCGUUGACCCCGUUGUAUUUAACGUUUUCCGUCUCGUUGACCCCGUCGUGGCGAACGUUCUCCGUCUCGUUGAUCAUGUCGUGGCGAACGUUAUCCGUCUCGUUGAUCAUGUCGUGGUGAACGUUAUCCGUCUCGUUGAUCAUGUCGUGGCGAACGUUAUCCGUCUCGUUGAUCCAGUCGUGGCGAACUUUCUGGUGACGUGACGCCUCAGCUUCCACUUCGUUGGUCUCCAGUUGAACUGAAACAAAUACCUUUCAUUAAAAACGUUACAGAAAUGUAAUUAAUUUUAGCUUCUCAAGACUCUGAUCCUGUAUUUUUUUUUUAUGAAAAAAGGCCAUUUCAUCGUGACGUCUGUAGUCAACAGAUUAUAAAAGACUACAAUUACCAUGGCACCUUCCUCUAAAAGUCUAAAGUGACAGAGAUGGGCAACCUUUUUUGAACCGCUCAAUUACCCUUUAAGUUAUCAAGUUAAACAAGCCUUAACAAAACAGCUUUUGGUAAUCUGUUGCAGUUUAAUUUUAAAUAAAUCAUUUUGAAAAUGUUUUUAAAGUUACUAAAACUGUGAGGUAAAUUAAGUUAGGUGGCAAUAUUUCCCUUUAUACCUGUACUCUAUUACAAUUGUUUUUAAAAUGGCAAAGUACCUCAAAAGUGUUUUUAAUAUAGCAUCUGUUGACUUUAUCUUAUCCCAUGAAGAUCGGUAAAAGAGAAAAGACAUGACUCGCCUUCGCCAGCGUCUCGCUCCAACAUGGACUCCAUCGACCGGAAAAGUUUAACGGCUUUCUUUAAGGAGAUCUCAUUGGGAGACAGAUCUGUAGGACACAGUAUAAUUAAAGGUUAGUGUCAGACAGAGAGAAGAAACACUGCAUAAAAUCAAAUGUUUACAACUCUCAGUCUCCUCUGCAGCUUAUAUUCACCAGCUGGAAAACCAGAGACUGUGGACAGGAAACAUGCUGUUAAAUCAAACAUUAUUCCUUCAUCUUCAACACAAUUAUCAAACAGAGAGACAAUCAGUGCUGAUCAGCAGCAGCUGCUGGAGGUUUCCCUCCUUUAAAGCUGGCUGGUGCUCAGGCAACACUCUCUUGGAAAACUGCAGGGAUGGCAGCUGUUUGGAUGCUCGUCUGCGUGCUGACUGUUUGUCUGGCCAGAGAUCUGUCUCCCAAUGAGAUCUCCUUAAAGAAAGCCUUUAAACUUUUCCGGUCGAUGGAGUCCAUGUUGGAGCGAGACGCUGGCGAAGUUCAACUGGAGACCAACGAAGUGGAAGCUGAGGCGUCACGUCACCAGAAAGUUCGCCACGACGGGGUCAACGAGACGGAUAACGUUCGCCACGACAGGGUCAACGAGACGGAGAACGUUCGCCACGACGGGGUCAACGAGACGGAUAACGUUCGCCACGACGGGGUCAACGAGACGGAUAACGUUCGCCACGACGGGGUCAACGAGACAGAUAACGUUCGCCACGACGGGGUCAACGAGACGGAUAACGUUAAAUACGACGGGGUCAACGAAACGGAAAACGUUAAAUACGACGGGGUCAACAAGACGGAUAACGUUCGCCACGACGUGGUCAACGAAACGGAAAACGUUAAAUACGACGGGGUUAACGAGACGGAUAACGUUCGCCACGACUUGGUCAACGAGACGGAUAACGUUCGCCACGACUUGGUCAACGAGACGGAUAACGUUCGCCACGACUUGGUCAACGAGACGGAUAACGUUCGCCACGACUUGGUCAACGAGACGGAUAACGUUCGCCACGACUUGGUCAACGAGACGGAUAACGUUCGCCACAACGGGAUCAACGAGACGGAUAACGUUCGCCACGACUGGGUCAACGAGACGGAUAACGUUCGCCACGACUGGGUCAACGAGACGGAUAACGUUCGCCACGACGGGGUCAACCAGACGGAUAACGUUCGCUACGACGGGGUCAACGAGACGGAUAACGUUCGCUACGACGGGGUCAACGAGACGGAUAACGUUCGCCACGACUGGGUCAACGAGACGGAUAACUUUCGCCACGACUGGGUCAACGAGACGGAUAACGUUCGCCACGAGGGGGUCAACGAGACGGAUAACGUUCGCCACGACGUGGUCAACGAGACGGAUAACGUUCGCCACGACGGGGUCAACGAGACGGAUAACGUUCGCCACGACGGGGUCAACGAGACGGAGAACGUUCGCCACGACGGGGUCAACGAGACGGAGAACGUUCGCCACGACGGGGUCAACAAGACGGAGAACGUUCGCCACGACGGGAUAAACGAGACGGAGAACGUUCGCCACGACGGGAUAAACGAGACGGAUAACGUUCGCCACGACGGGGUCAACGAGACGGCGAUUAUCAAGCUUUUAUCUUUGCCAUAAAUAAAACUUUCAUUAAAUCUGUUUUCUUUGCCAAAUAUCAAAACUUUAUUUUAGAGUAUCUUGUAUUAUUAGUAUAUUUCUGCUUUUAAAAUGUCCUUAAUAUUCAAAUGUGACAGAACUGCUGGUAAAACAUCAGUUUUUUUUUAAUCCAUUGGUCAAACUUGGAUUAUUUUUGUUCAAUAACAUGUCAUCUUUUAGAUCAGUGGACAGAAUUUAUAGAAUCUGUAUUUAGGGUUUUCUUUUACAAAAUGUCCGUAGACCUAAAUAUUUAAAAUGCAACGGAAAGAAAUGCUCCUUCAAGACGGGAAGGAAAUAAAUCAUGAUUUAUGUAUAAAAGAUCUGUUUCAGUGCAAACAUUUUCAAAACAUAAUUUGGUCCCCAAGCAGUCAUUACUCUUCUAAAGAGAAACUUCAGUGUUUUUCCUGAACAGUGUCCCAUGUCUAUUGGGGAAACAGUUUUUGAAAUGAGUCCAGUAUUAUGUAAGCAACAAAAAUCAUAAUUGGGGCCCUUUAGCGCAAAGACACCCUGAAAUAAACAUUUGAACGAUCACUCUCUCACCGAACCAAAAUGUAUGUAUUUUAAAAUACAAACA
Gymnodraco acuticeps is the source of this 3633-nucleotide messenger RNA. Its product is annotated as GRIP and coiled-coil domain-containing protein PFC0235w-like. The transcript has 4 exons. Lineage: Eukaryota; Metazoa; Chordata; Actinopteri; Perciformes; Bathydraconidae. The record is from RefSeq and is a predicted model, not a curated record. The coding region runs from base 1773 to 3041 and encodes 422 amino acids.